AUGCUGGAAAUCAACAACUAUAAAUGGCAAGCAUUGCACCUUCUUACCAAUGAGGUCGACGAAACCGCUCCCGCCGAAGACUCUGGAAACGUGUGGUAUUUUGGGCCAGGACUUAACAAUGGAUCGGCCUACGCAAAGGUUGAUGGCGGAAACUUGACAGUCCCAUCAGACACAACCACAUACCUCGACAGCGGGGCAUUCCUCAACGCCAGAAUUCUGUUCAACAACGUAUCCAACUCUGGCAUCCUCGGGCAUGGAUUUCUCUACAACUCGCCCAAUGGCGGCGCCAUCCUCAUCGAACGCUCAUCCAGCAUUUUUGUCGCAGGGGUCACCGCCCUGAACGCGAGCGGCUUCUCCCUCACGACAGGUGAGGCAAAGAAUGUCCACAUCAACCGUUACCGAUCCUUCUCAUCCGCCGGAAAUGGUGAUGGCCUCGAUUUCUUCUGUUCCCAGGAUAUUUUGGCCGAGAACUGCUUCUUGCGCAACUCAGACGACACCCUAGCCAUCUACGGUCAUCGCUGGGGUUACUACGGCGAGACCAGGAACAUCACGCUGAGAGAUUCGGUCUUGUUGCCAGACAUUGCACACCCGAUCAAUAUCGGGACGCAUGGGAACCCGGAGAGCCCUGAGACACUUAGCGGGAUCCACAUCAGCAAUGUCGACAUCUUGGAUCACAACGAGGCUCAGAUGUGGUACCAAGGUUGUAUCGCGGUCAAUGCUGGCGACGCGAACCACGUGCAGGAUGUACUGGUCGAGGACGUCCGGGCGGAGAAGAUCACAAAGGGCCAGCUUGUCAACCUCCGCGUCAUGCAGAAUGGCAGGUGGACGACGGCGCCGGGCAGCAGUAUCCGCGACGUCACGUUCAGGAAUUUGGAGCUGGAUCUGGAGAAUUCGGAGACUGUGAACCCGUCGCAGAUUCUGGGAUGCAAUUCGAAGAGGAAUAUCCAGAACUUCACUUUUGAGAACUUGAAGGUUGGUGGGGAGUUUGUGCACGAGGGCAUGGCCAUGCCGCGGUGGUUCUUGGUUUCGGAUUAUGUUCCUCUGUUCGCUAAUGAGCAUGCGUUGAAUGUCUCGUUCAAGUUGACGGAGGGGUAA
Diaporthe citri is the source of this 1095-nucleotide messenger RNA. RefSeq lists its product as uncharacterized. Gene Ontology annotation, biological process: carbohydrate metabolic process. Gene Ontology annotation, molecular function: polygalacturonase activity. The record is from RefSeq and is a predicted model, not a curated record. The transcript has a single exon. Bases 1 to 1095 code for a protein of 364 amino acids. Lineage: Eukaryota; Fungi; Ascomycota; Sordariomycetes; Diaporthales; Diaporthaceae.